AUGCAUACCCUUCCAACGUUGGAGAGAAUGGAGGGAGAUAGAAGCUCUUAUAAAACGGGAUUCUCUCUAUUCAUAUUUGGGGUUUCAUUUUUAUCUGCUGGAGUCAUUAUUGCUACCUUUGGGUUCCAGUCUUGUGAUCAUAAUGGUGGCAGCUGCAAUGUGAUCCUAAAGGCAACUGGACCAAGUUUAUGUGGUAUUGCCUUGGUAUUCAUACUGCUAUCAAGAUCCAGAACUCUAAUCAAUCUGAGACAGCUGGUCUACUCAGCAGAUCAACGGUGCUUUCUUUCUUGCAGCGAACAGGACACUUUUGCCCAUUUCCUCAUCUUUGGUGUCCUCUUUUGUUUUAGCGGAGUGCUGUUAACGAUGAUUGGAGUUUGGGCUAUCACCUGCCCUGGCACCAUGGAAGACGAAAGAUUCCAUAUAAUUAGUAAAACUAAUGGAAAUGAGAAAUGUAAACUGCUGUUCUUACAAAUCAUGGGUCCAGUGGUAACGUUUAUUGGUAUUUGCUUCUUACUAAUUUCCCAUGUCAAAAAGAAGGUAGUUUUAAGUGCAGAGGAAGAAUGUACAUCUGGAAAUAAUCAACACCCACAUAGAUCAGGAACAUGUCAAAUUGCAAUAGGUAAGUAA
This is a messenger RNA of Carcharodon carcharias (great white shark), 627 nucleotides long. Its product is annotated as transmembrane protein 171-like. The coding region runs from base 1 to 627 and encodes 208 amino acids. Lineage: Eukaryota; Metazoa; Chordata; Chondrichthyes; Lamniformes; Lamnidae. The record is from RefSeq and is a predicted model, not a curated record. The transcript has a single exon.